AUGGCAAACCGAGGAUACGAUGUAGUAGUCGAUGUCGACGCAGAGGGCGAUCUCGGUCAUACCGACCUGCAAGAGGAUCUCGAGUUCCACUCGUCCAACUUUGAAACCUCAAACUCGACUCGUGGCAAGCUGCCCACAGGCAACAACUCAUUCCUCCCAACCUCCAACAAUGGUAACCCCUCGGUCACGAGUAGCAAACACUACCUCUGGAGCAUUUCCUUCUACGCCCAAUUCUUCGACGUCGACACCUCCGAAGUCGCUCGUCGCUGCCGCGCCGCCAUUUUCCCUCUCUCCAACUUCCUGGACGUGCUAGAUGGAAACCCCGAUCUAUACGGUCCCUUCUGGAUCGCUACCACCGUCGUCGUCAUCCUCUUCCUCACAGGUACCAUUUCGCAAUAUUUGGCCAAAGAGGGAAAGAAACAUUUCAUCUACGACUUUACCCUGCUCUCUGGCGCUGCAGGCUUGAUUUAUGGAUACACCUUCCUCAUCCCUGUUGCCUUGUGGGGUGCUUUGAAGUGGUUCAGAGCUGAAUCUGCAAACUUGCUCGAGUGCGUCUGUCUGUACGGCUAUGCGAACCUCAUCUGGAUCCCUGUGGCCUUGAUUUCUUGGUCGCCAAUCUCCAUUUUGAACUGGGUCUUCGUUGCCGUCGGACUUGCGGCUUCAGGCGUCUUCUUGGUCAGGAAUCUGUAUCCUGUGCUGAGUGCUACGGAUGUCAAGACCAGCAAGAUUUUGUUGGUCGUUGUUGUGGCACUGCACUUUGGUCUUGCUCUCGCCAUCAAGAUCUUGUUCUUUGCGUAA
Messenger RNA from Aureobasidium namibiae CBS 147.97, 798 nucleotides. RefSeq names its product Yip1-domain-containing protein. Gene Ontology annotation, molecular function: small GTPase binding. Gene Ontology annotation, biological process: vesicle-mediated transport. NCBI's taxonomy places the organism in Eukaryota, Fungi, Ascomycota, Dothideomycetes, Dothideales, Saccotheciaceae. The coding region runs from base 1 to 798 and encodes 265 amino acids. The transcript has 3 exons. The record is from RefSeq and is a predicted model, not a curated record. Gene Ontology annotation, cellular component: Golgi apparatus; membrane.